Molecule: messenger RNA, 2103 nt
Organism: Arabidopsis thaliana (thale cress)
Lineage: Eukaryota; Viridiplantae; Streptophyta; Magnoliopsida; Brassicales; Brassicaceae
Product: Polynucleotidyl transferase, ribonuclease H-like superfamily protein
Exons: 2
Coding region: 370-1203 (277 amino acids)
Biological process (GO): nuclear-transcribed mRNA poly(A) tail shortening; defense response to bacterium
Cellular component (GO): CCR4-NOT complex; nucleus; cytoplasm
Molecular function (GO): poly(A)-specific ribonuclease activity; 3'-5' exonuclease activity; nucleic acid binding
Source: RefSeq, marked reviewed
UAAUUGGUAACUGGCCAAAACGUAAUGAUUGAUGUAAGAAGACGCACGGCAAAACGUCGUCGUAUAAGCUUUUCAUCGUCAAACAAAACGGCUUCGUUUCAAGGCUCACACUUGUCUUUAUUUAUCACUUCAUCUUCUCCAAAGCCAUACCACUUGAAACCUCUCUCUCUGGUUGACCCGAUAAUUUCUCUCUCGCAGACGCACAGAUCUCUCUUCGAAUCUGCUAGAUCUGUUCCUUUUCUUACAUCUGUAUUGCGAAACCUCUGAUCGGAAGGUUUCGUUUACAGAUCUACCGAUACGAGUUUCGCAGUAUUUCCGAGUUCCGACGUAUGCUUUGUUUUCAGAUCUGGGUUUGUUGUAUAUCUAGAAAUGGCGGAGACUUUGAAAGAAGAUUCGAUUAUGAUUCGAGAGGUUUGGGAUUACAAUUUGGUUGAAGAAUUCGCGUUGAUCCGUGAGAUUGUUGACAAAUUCAGCUAUAUCGCUAUGGAUACUGAGUUUCCAGGUGUGGUUUUGAAGCCUGUUGCUACUUUCAAGUACAAUAACGAUCUUAACUACAGGACUCUCAAGGAAAAUGUCGAUUUGUUGAAAUUGAUUCAAGUUGGGUUAACUUUUUCUGAUGAGAAUGGGAAUCUUCCGACUUGUGGGACGGAUAAGUUCUGCAUCUGGCAAUUCAAUUUCCGUGAGUUCAACAUCGGUGAGGAUAUCUACGCGAGUGAGUCUAUUGAGCUGUUGCGUCAGUGUGGGAUUGAUUUCAAGAAGAACAUUGAGAAAGGUAUUGAUGUGGUUAGGUUUGGUGAGCUUAUGAUGUCGUCUGGGAUUGUUUUGAACGAUGCUAUCUCGUGGGUUACGUUCCAUGGUGGAUAUGAUUUCGGGUAUUUGGUUAAGUUGUUGACUUGUAAGGAAUUGCCUCUCAAGCAAGCUGAUUUCUUCAAGCUUCUGUAUGUGUAUUUCCCUACGGUUUACGAUAUCAAGCACUUGAUGACGUUCUGCAACGGACUGUUUGGUGGAUUGAACAGACUUGCGGAGCUUAUGGGAGUGGAGAGAGUUGGGAUUUGUCAUCAAGCUGGGUCGGAUAGCUUGCUCACCUUAGGGUCGUUUAGGAAGCUCAAGGAACGUUAUUUCCCGGGAUCAACUGAGAAAUACACUGGAGUCUUGUAUGGUCUAGGUGUGGAAGAUGGUACUACUACUACUGUUGCUAAUUAAGAAGAAAGGAAUGAAAGAUACUUUGAAAAUUCCAGGGAAGUGCGAUUAGAUAUAUUUCUUUAGUCUUUGUGAGUGUGAGAAGACCAAAAUAGAAUCGUCGUUGUGUAAAUUGGCAAAUUGGUGUUAGUAAGUGACUUGUUGUGUCUUUGUUGCUUUGUUUUCAGGAAAACCCCUUGUGAUCAAAAUUUGAGGGGUUUUUGUUUUAGCUUGAGUUUCUGAAUGUAUAUCAAUUCAGCUACCCGUUUAUUUAAUAAAUAAUCUCCAAUUUUAAUUUUUCUUCUCUUUUCUUUUUGUGUGUGUUUUCUUCUUACUAGUGACCAAUGUAACUUGACAGUGGCUUCUUGUAGUAGCGUUUGCAUGUCUCAGCUUGCAGUUACUGUGUAAUUCUUUGUAACCAUACCAGUUUGAAGAUGCAAACUGGUAAGUUUUAUGCUUAAGAGAAUGUUGAAUCUUCCUGUGUUCUUCUUUCCCUCUUCGUUGAUACAAGUUGAUAAGGAGAACAAUGAACUGCUUAUGCUAGAGGUUAUAUGUGUUACAUUGUUUAAAAAACAGAGCUAUGGUAAUCGAUUGAUGUAUAGAUUUGUUAUUUAGGUGUUUAUGAUGUAAGUGGUAUCAUGUCAUGGUUAAUGUGGAGGAGAAUCACAUAUGUAUGCUGUUGCAUUCGCCAAUCACCUCAAUAGCCAAUUUAUUAUCAUAUUGUCAAUGAGUAGCAUUCUAAUGCAAUCAAUGUUUUGUUGGGCAAGUAUUCAGACGUCAUCUGAGUCGCAAGUGGUACAGAAGAUUACGAGAUUUGACUGAUUGAGACGUCGUAGCUCAUUCAAUUGCCGAAGAAAAAAAAAAAAGUAUCAGCCUGUUGGAAGUAUUAUGUCAAAAUGUGGAUUUGUGUAUGAACUCAGUUUC